CGCAUGCGCAUAGGAAGGUCCGCCUUCACCCCGGAACUGUUGUUUCGGGCUUGGCGGCGCACCGGGUCCCCCCGGAGUGUGCUCAGCCGGAAGUGGCCGCUGAGGGCCUGGGGCCGGGAUCGGCGUGUAGAGCCUCCCGCGGCGGCUAACUAGUAGAGAAUCAGGAUGGAGGCCGUGGCCCCCGCGGCGGAGGCCAGGGAACCCGAUGAAGGCUGCACGCAGCCCAGUACUGGACACUGGGGGGAGCUGAGCUGGACACCGGUCCCACCCAGACCCCAGGACAAGGUGGAGGCCGCGGAAGGAGCGCCAAGGGCCCCAGAUGAUGACGCCCUGGGGGCUGAGAACACAGCAGUGAGUGCCAUGCUGCGCGCCGUGGCCGCCAGCCGCCUGCCUGUGUGCAGCCAGCAGCAGGGCGAGCCUGACCUCACCGAGCGGGAGAAGGUGGCCAUCCUGGGCCAGCUGUACCAUGAGAAGCCGCUGGUGUUCCUGGAGCGCUUCCGCACGGGCCUCCGCGAGGAGCACCUGGCCUGCUUUGGCCACUUGCGCGGCGACCAUCGUGCAGACUUCUACUGUGCUGAGGUGGCCCGGCAGGGCAGUGCCCGACCCCGCACCCUGCGCACCCGCCUGCGUAACCGGCGCUACGCUGCCCUGCGUGAGCUCAUCCAAGGCGGCGAGUACUUCAGCGACGAGCAGAUGCGGUUCCGGGCCCCGCUGCUGUACGAGCAGUACAUCGGGCAGUACCUAACCCAGGAGGAGCUCAGUGCCCGCGCCCCGGCCCACCAGCUGCCCAAGCCCGGCGCCCUCGGCACCCCCGCCUGCCCGCUCUCUGAUCUGCUGCUCCAGUCCUACCAGGAGCGGGAGCUGCAGCAGCGGCUGCUCCAGCAGCAGGAGGAGGAGGAGGCCUGCCUGGAGGAGGAGGAAGAGGAGGAGGACAGCGAUGAGGAAGACCAGAGCCCCAGCAAAGACUCGGAGGCCUGGGUCCCCGACUCAGAAGAGAGGCUGAUCCUGCGGGAAGAGUUCACCAGUCGGAUGCACCAGCGCUUCCUGGACGGCAAGGACGGGGACUUUGACUACAGCACCGUGGACGACAACCCCGACUUUGACAACCUGGACAUUGUGGCGCGGGAUGAGGAGGAGAGGUACUUCGACGAGGAGGAGCCCGAGGACGCGCCCAGCCCAGAGCUGGAUGGGGACUGAUGGCCGCAGCCGCCCGCCCCGCCCAUGACUCCAUCUAGGGGACAGCCUCGCUGGCUCUGGUGCCAUCCCUGCCCCCUCUUUGUGCGGGGUUCCCUACCUUCCCCCCCACCCCCCCACUCCACCUCUGUCUCUCGUGGUCUCUCUGGCUCACUCGCUUUUUCUCCCUGCCUUUGUGUCUCUUGCUUUCUGCGUCCCCCUUCCUCUUGCAGCACCUCAUUGUCUUUUCUCUCUGCCUUUCUCUCUGUCCCCUUCCCUGCGCCCAGGCCUCUGUCCCCACGAUAGGGCCCAGGCUGAAGGUCGUCCCCUUGACCGAGGCCCUUCGUAGCCGGAGCCGGCCGGGACGAUAUCAGUGUCCUGUGUAGGGUCCGGGUGAACCCCGGGCUUCGCCCCCGGCCUCUGCCUGUUUCCCACCUCUGUGCCGAUGCGGCUCGUGCCUCCCUGCCUCUGUUUCAGUCCCAUCUCCCUCAGCCUCGCUCUGGGCCUCUGGCUCUUCCCGCUGUACGCUCCCAUCUCUCGGCCCCCACGCUACCUCUGGCCCUCCGUCUGCCUCUCA
This is a messenger RNA of Leptonychotes weddellii (Weddell seal), 1750 nucleotides long. It is a transcript of the gene CCDC97, whose product is annotated as coiled-coil domain containing 97. Lineage: Eukaryota; Metazoa; Chordata; Mammalia; Carnivora; Phocidae. The record is from RefSeq and is a predicted model, not a curated record.